CCGCCUCACGGGAACAAAAAGUGUUUUUACAGCAAUUUUAACGCUAACUAAGUUUAUUUUCCGCAACUUUAGCGUACAGGCCCUUAUAAUAAUGGAUGAAAAAUUUAAAAAUCGCAAAUUACCGAAGGCUCUCGAGCUAGAGUUGAAGAAGGCAGCUGCUAGGCCCUCUUGGGAGUCACGCAACGAGGGGGUCCAUGAGAGAGUGAACUUUGAGGACACUAUCUGGGGGUUCAAUCUCGCCGGGGGGUCCUACUACGACACCCCACUGCGAGUCACCCAGGUGCGAGAUAGCAGCAGGGCGGAGCAUGCUGGGAUCAAAGUGGGAGACCUCCUGAUGAGCAUCAAUGGCAUCGACACCUCGACGCUGACAGUGCAAGAGGCUCACGAUAUCAUCGUCGAAUGCGGACUCGAGAUCAAACUGGCUUUAGCUGCGCCUGAUGUGGAAGAGACAACACAUUACAUCUAUCAGGAUGAAAUAGAAAACGAACUGACAGAAGCGAGACGUCUGCGAGAACUUGAGAGAAAAAAGCUACAGAAAACGUUCAAAGGAGCCAGAACGAACGAAGCGUGGAGUAUCGCCUGGCCAUGCAGCAAAAAACGUGACGUGAUGUAUAAAGAAUCCAACUGCUUCCUCGUUCCCAGCGCUUAUGUUGCUAAACAUCAGUAAGUUUUACCCUCAAUGCAUGUCCCUAGAGCAUUCUAAGUUCCGGAGAUUUUCCAACAUAGGAAAC
This is a messenger RNA of Pectinophora gossypiella (pink bollworm), 731 nucleotides long. Its product is annotated as PDZ domain-containing protein 7-like. Gene Ontology annotation, biological process: muscle structure development; actin cytoskeleton organization. Gene Ontology annotation, cellular component: stress fiber; adherens junction; filamentous actin. The record is from RefSeq and is a predicted model, not a curated record. The coding region runs from base 92 to 667 and encodes 191 amino acids. Gene Ontology annotation, molecular function: actin binding; muscle alpha-actinin binding. The transcript has 6 exons. NCBI's taxonomy places the organism in Eukaryota, Metazoa, Arthropoda, Insecta, Lepidoptera, Gelechiidae.